Globicephala melas (long-finned pilot whale) is the source of this 8146-nucleotide messenger RNA. RefSeq names its product potassium channel tetramerization domain containing 3 (gene KCTD3). Lineage: Eukaryota; Metazoa; Chordata; Mammalia; Artiodactyla; Delphinidae. The record is from RefSeq and is a predicted model, not a curated record. Gene Ontology annotation, molecular function: protein binding. Gene Ontology annotation, biological process: protein homooligomerization.
CUCGGGCUCCCGCCGCGGGCUCCACGGCCCCGGCCAGGGAGGGAGGGCGGCGGGUGCCGCCGGAGCCGCCAGACAUGUCGGGAGGGCACUGCGGCAGCUUCGCCGCGGCGGCGGCCGGCAGCGGCGAGAUCGUGCAGCUGAACGUGGGGGGAACCAGGUUUAGUACCUCAAGACAAACACUUAUGUGGAUUCCAGAUUCCUUUUUUUCCAGUUUGCUGAGUGGAAGAAUUUCAACACUUCGAGAUGAAACUGGUGCUAUAUUUAUUGAUAGAGAUCCAGCAGCGUUUGCACCCAUUUUAAAUUUUCUUCGGACAAAAGAACUAGACUUAAGGGGAGUGAGUAUUAAUGUUCUCAGGCAUGAAGCAGAAUUUUAUGGAAUCACUCCAUUAGUAAGAAGGCUUCUCUUAUGUGAAGAACUGGAGCGUUCAUCUUGUGGCAGUGUCCUUUUUCAUGGUUACUUGCCUCCACCAGGUAUUCCUAGUCGUAAAAUACACAACACUACUAGAUCCUCUGCUGAUUCUAGAAAUGGACUAAAUUUUACAGAAGGUGAAGCUCGAGGAAAUGGUACACAGCCUGUUCUCUCUGGAGCUGGGGAAGAGACUGUUAGGCUAGCAGGAUUUCCUGUGGAUCCACGAAAGGUACUAAUAGUAGCUGGCCAUCACAACUGGAUUGUAGCUGCAUAUGCCCAUUUUGCUGUGUGUUACAGAAUCAAAGAAUCUUCAGGAUGGCAACAAGUGUUUACAAGCCCAUAUUUGGAUUGGACUAUUGAACGAGUUGCUCUAAAUGCAAAAGUGGUUGGAGGUCCACAUGGAGACAAAGACAAAAUGGUCGCCGUUGCCUCAGAGAGUAGCAUCAUCUUAUGGAGUGUCCAAGAUGGAGGAAGUGGAAGUGAAAUUGGAGUGUUCAGCCUUGGUGUUCCUGUAGAUGCUCUCUUCUUCAUCGGUAACCAGUUGGUGGCCACGAGUCAUACAGGGAAAGUGGGAGUGUGGAAUGCUGUCACCCAGCACUGGCAGGUUCAAGACGUUGUUCCUAUAACUAGUUAUGACACUGCUGGGUCGUUCCUUCUCCUGGGAUGUAACAAUGGAUCAAUAUAUUAUAUAGAUAUGCAGAAGUUCCCUUUGCGAAUGAAGGAUAACGAUCUUCUUGUAACUGAACUUUAUCAUGAUCCUUCAAAUGAUGCUAUUACUGCUCUGAGUGUUUACCUCACACCCAAAACAAGUGUCAGUGGUAACUGGAUUGAGAUUGCCUAUGGUACGAGCUCUGGAGCAGUACGAGUAAUUGUGCAGCACCCAGAGACGGUUGGGUCAGGCCCUCAGCUUUUUCAGACCUUCACAGUUCACCGAAGUCCCGUCACAAAAAUCAUGCUCUCAGAGAAGCAUCUUGUAUCAGUCUGUGCAGAUAAUAAUCAUGUCCGGACAUGGACGGUAACACGAUUCAGAGGAAUGAUCUCUACUCAGCCAGGUUCUACUCCUCUAGCAUCGUUCAAGAUACUGUCCCUGGAGGAGACAGAAAGCCAUGGAAGCUAUUCCUCUGGAAACGACAUAGGGCCUUUUGGAGAGCGAGAUGAUCAACAGGUGUUUAUCCAGAAAGUUGUUCCCAUCACUAACAAACUGUUUGUAAGACUCUCAUCUACUGGGAAGAGAAUCUGUGAGAUCCAAGCUGUUGACUGUACUACAAUAUCCUCAUUUACAGUGAGAGAAUGUGAGGGCUCCAGUAGGAUGGGCUCAAGGCCAAGGCGCUACUUGUUCACGGGACACACAAAUGGCAGCAUUCAGAUGUGGGAUCUGACCACUGCCAUGGAUAUGGUUAACAAGAGUGAGGAUAAGGAUGUAGGUGGUCCGACUGAAGAGGAGCUACUCAAAUUACUGGAUCAGUGUGAUCUGAGCACAUCUCGCUGCGCUACUCCUAAUAUCAGUCCAGCAACUUCUGUGGUUCAGCAUAGCCGUCUUCGUGAAUCAAAUUCUAGUCUUCAGCUCCAGCACCAUGAAACCAUCCAUGAAGCAGCUACUUACGGUUCCAUGAGGCCUUACAGAGAAAGUCCCUUGUUAGCAAGAGCAAGGAGGACUGAGAGCUUUCACAGUUACAGGGACUUCCAGACUGUGAACUUGAACAGAAAUGUAGAAAGAGCUGUCCCUGAAGAUGGUAACUUGGGUCCAGUACAAGCUGAAGUGAAGCGGGCAACAGGGGAAUGUAAUGUGUAUGAGAGAAAGUCUCCUGGAACCGAAGUUAAAAGUUUGAGAGAAUCAGAUAGUGGAGUGGAGGUGCAUAAAAUAGCUGAAGGUUUUCUAGAAUCCAAGAAAAGGUCAUCAGAGGAUGAAAAUGAAAAUAAAGUGGAGUUACGGAAGAAAGGAGGAUUUGAAGGAGGAGGAUUCCUUGGAAGAAAGAAAGUCCCCCACCUGGCAUCCUCACCAAGUACCUCUGAUGGAGGAACUGACUCACCUGGUACUGCAUCCCCAUCUCCUACGAAGACUACUCCAUCUCCUCGGCACAAAAAAAGUGAUUCUUCAGGUCAAGAAUACAGCUUGUGAAAACUCAGCAAAAUGAGUAGUUUCAUUAAUUUAGAUGAGAGUUAAACUUUACUGGAGUUCAACACAUUAGCUUUUACACCAAAACUUUACAAAUUAAGAUUGGACUUCAUUCAGUAUCUUUUUGACAGAAUUACCUGGGCUAAGGAGAUAAAAUAACCAUAUCAUCUCUUCAGAUCUUUUGGAAAUUUUUUUUAGUUUUACAGGCACAUUUAAUAGAUCAUUUGUAAAGCAGGAGUCUACUUCAGUGUUUACUCUGUGGAUUUUGGAAGCAUAGUACCAUGUCUUAAUAAGAUGGUGCCCAUAUAGAUGAGCGUCCCCUUAGAGUGUGGGAACCAACAUUCCUAAUGUUGAUCAUGCCUGAGAUUUGUCUUGCAAUGUUAUAUUAAGCGAACUACAUAAUUCUCUUUGGAGCUUAGUCUCCCAACCCUUAUUGUGAUUGCAAAGUGGUUUACCAGGUAUUUAAUGAGGUGCUAUGUUUGUGAAAAAAUCUGUAAUUCAAAAACACUAUUGAAUACCAGAUUACUCUGUGUAGUAGGAAGUCCUUUAGGAUAAUUUUACUUUAAUUGUGGUCAUUUUCUGAUUCUCAUUGUUGGAGUUCUUAAAUCUUAGCAAGCAUCACCAAUAUUAAAUAGGUCAAAAGUUUAAACUUUCUUUAAAGUUGGAGCAGUUGUCUGUGUUUGAACAGAUGAAGUGUAAAAAUAAUAAAGACAGCUUUGAGUGACCACAAAGGAAAACUGUACCAGUUGCUAGUCUGCCUUGUUUUAGGAGCCACCAUAUUUUUUUUCCUGUGUUAAUAAUCAAGAUAAUUAAAUUAGAAUGUGGCCAUUUUGUUAAGCUUGAGACUGCAGUUCUGAAUUUUUUGGUUAAAGGUUUUGGCUGCUGUAGAAAUAUUUUAAAUAUAUUUUGAAUUAUAAGAACAAAAAAAUUUUUGUAUUUUUUUCCAUUUAACUGGAAUGAUUUCCAAGUUUCUGCAAAUAAGGUAAUUGUAAAUUUAAAGCAUUAAGCAUUUAUUGGUGAAUAAUGUAUAUAUUCCCAUUCUGAGAAAUAUAAGUGGAUCAAGUCAAAAUAAAUAAAGUUUCCUAUAUUGCCAGUGGUUUCACAGCCAUUCUCUUGUAUUUGUCAAUUAAGUCAAAUAAAAGUGAUUAAGACUGUGUUUUCAAGUUAUUCAAGGAACAGUUAUCCUGUUUGUUUAAAGUGCACCUACCGUGAGUUUGUUCAUGUCUUUGCUUUUUCCCAUAAUAAAAGGGAAGGGAAGAGGGAGCAAUUUAUAUGUAUGAAAACAAACUAACUUGUAUUACCAAUGAGGGGAAAUAUUGUUAGGCAAAGCAUGAUUUCAUUAUUACUAAGGAUUGUAAUUAUCUCUUACAGACUUCUUUCUCAUUAUGAUACUCAUGUUAAAGUUAGGUGGGCAAGUAAGAAAACGUUACAAAUUGAUUGUUUUUACCCAACCUUUUCCAAGAGUAAAAGGCCACUGGAAGUUUCUUUUAAGAAUUAUGUAGUAAAAUCUUAUAAAAAGGCAGUUCACUAUACCAUUAUUCCGUACUAUAUUUGCAUUAUACUACAAAUCUUUUCUCUCACUUAACAAGAGCUUGAACCUUGAUGUUAUAGCAGGAACUUGAGUCUACUCUGGCACUUAACUUGUAACCUUGAGCAGAUGAUUAUAAUGAAAAAACUUAGGCAUAGCAGGGAUAAUUACCUUAUUAGAGUUUUUGAGACUGAAAGGGGAAAAAAACCUCCACAGCCACCUGCACGCCACAACCUCCUCUCUUCCUCAUCUGUGCUGUGAACUUCGAGAACAGGAACAUCUUUAACACUGUCCAUCAUUGUAAGGAAGAAGAAGCAGAUUUUAGAAGAAAGGCCAUGUGAGGACUCAGAAGAUGGCCACCUACAAGAGCACUCUCACCAGAAACCAACCCUGACAGCACCUCGAUUUCAGACUUACAGCCUCCAGAACCGUGAACAGAGAAUUUCAGACAAGAUGGUGGAGUUGGAGGACCUUUAGCUCACCCUCACCUCCUGGGCACACCAAAAUCACAACUAAUUAACUGCUGAAAAAACAGUAAAAAAGACUAGAAUCUCCCCCCAACCCCACCCAAAAUUCUACAUCCAGACAUAAAGAAGAAACCAUGAGACAGUAGGAGGAGUGCACUCACAGUAUAAUCAAAUCCCAUACCACCCAGGUGGACAACCCACAAACUGGAGAAUAAUUAUAUCACAGAACUUCUCCUGCAGGAAUGAGAGCUCUGAGCCCCACGCCAGGCUCCCCAGCCUAGGGGUCAGUCAUUGGGAGGAGGAACCUCUAGAGCAUUUGCCUUUGAAGGCCUGUGGGGCUUGACUGCAGGAGCUCCACAGGACUGGGGGAAAUAGGCACUCCACUCUUGGAGGGUGCACACAAGGUCCCACACUCACCAGUCCCAGGGCAAAAGCCGUAACUCCGUAGGAACCUGGGCCAGACCUACCUGCUAGUCUUGGAGCAACUCCUGGGGAGGCAGGGGCAGCUGUGGCUCUCAGGGGUCAUAAAAGCUGGUGGCUGAUGUGGGGACCUGUGUAAACUCUGGAUGGAGUCAGACAUUUCAAGUCCUUGGCACCAAGACCCUGCCCCACCCAACAGCCUGUAAGCUCCAGUGCUGGGAGGCCUCAGGCCAAACAACCAACAGGGUGGGAAACAGCCCCACCUAUCAGCAGACGGGUUGCUUAAAGACUUCUGGACUCACAGCCACCUCUAGGCACACCGCUUGACAGGGUUCAGCCCACCAGAGGGCCAAGACCCAGCUCCACCCACCAGUGGGGAGGCACCAGCCCUUCCCACCAGGAAGCCUGCACAAACCUCUCUACCGUUCUCACCCACUAGGGAGCAGACACCAGAAGCAAGGAAACUACAGUCUUGCAGCCUGUAGAACUGAGUCCACAGCACAGAUGAGAACCUACCCUGGGACCAACUAGCCCCUGGCCCUUGGGUGACGAGGAGAGUACUGCUGGGACAUGUAGGACAUCCCCUACAGGGGGCCACUUCUCCAAGAUAGAGAAACGUAACUAAGCUACUACAUACGUAAAAAUACAAAUAGAAAUUUAAACAAAAUGAGACAGCAAAGGAAUAUGUACCAGACGAAGGAACAAGAUAAAACCCCUGAAGAACAACUGAGUGGAGAUAGGCAAUCUACCUGAGAAAGAGUUCAGAGUAAUGAUUGUAAAGAUGAUCCAAGAACUCAGGAAAAGAAUGGAGGCACAGACUGAGAAGACACAAGAAAUGGUUAACAAAGAGCUAGAAAAAUCUAAAGAAUAAACAGGUAGACUAGAAGGAAUCAAUAGAAUAAAUGAGACAGAAGAACGGAUAAGUGAGCUGGAAGGCAGAAUGGUGGAAAUCACUGCCGUGGAACAGAAUAACAGAAUGAAAAGAGGACAGUCUAAGGGACCUCUGGGACAACAUUAAAUGCACCAAUAUUUGCAUUAUAGGGGUCCCAGAAGGAGAAGAGGAAAAGGGCCUGAGAAAAUAUUUGAAGAGCUAAUAGCUGAAAACUUCCCUAACACAGGAAAGGAAACAGUCACCCAGCACAGAGGGUGCCAUAAAGGAUAAACCCAAGGAGGAACAUAUGCCGAGACACAUAGUAACUGAUAAAGACAAAAAAAAAAAUACAAAGGAAAAGCAGCAAAUAACAUACAAGGGAAUCCCCAUGAGACCAUCAACUGAUUUUUCAGUGGAAACUCUGCAGGCCAGAAGGUACAAUAUAUUUAAAGUGAUGAAAGGGGAAAACCUACAACCAAGAAUACUCUACCCAGCAAUGCUCUUCUUCAUAUUUGACAGAGAAAUUAAAAGCUUUACAGACAAGCAAAAGCUAAAAGAAUUCAGCACCACCAAACCAGCUUUACAACAAAUGCUAAAGGAACUUCUGUAAGUGGAAAAGAAAAGGCCACAACUAGAAACAAGAACAUUAUGAAGUGGGAAAGCUCACCAGUAAAGGCAAAAAUAUAGUAAAGGUAGGUAGGAAAUCACUCACACACAGAUAUAACAUCAAAACCAGUAAUCGUGAGAGAAGGAGAGUACAAGUGCAGGAUACUGGCAAUGCAUUUGAAAUUAAGAGAUCAGCAGUUUAAAACAAUCAUGUACAUAUAUAUAGACUGCUGUAUCAAAACCUCACGGUAACCACCAAAGAAAAAUCUAUAAUAUACACAUGAAAAAGAAAUCCAAACACUAAAGAUAGUCAUUAAAUCACAAGAAGACAAAAGAGGAAAGGAAGAAAAAAGAUCUACAAAAACAAGUCCAAAACAAUUAACAAAAUGGCAAUAAGAAUACACAUAUAGAAAAUUACCUUAAAUAUAAAUGGAGUAGAUGCUCCAACCAAAAGACAUAGACUGGCUGAAUGGAUGCAAACACAAGACCUGUAUAGCUGUCUACAAGAGACUCACUUCAGAUCUAGAGACACAUAGACUGAAAGUGAGGGGUUGGAAAAAGGUAUUCCAUGCAAAUGGAAAUCAAAAGAAAGCAGGAGUAGCAAUAGUCGUAUCAGAAAAAUAGACUUUAAAAUAAAGACUGUUAAAAGAGACAACGAAGGACACUACAUAAUGAUCAAGGGAUAAUUCCAAGAAGAUACAACAAUUGUAAAUAGAUGUGCACCCAACACAGGAGCCCUUCAAUAUACGGGGCAAAUGUUAACAAACAUAAAAGGAGAAAUCGACAGUAACACAAUAAUACAGGGGGAAUUGAACACCCCACUUACCUAAAUGGACAAAUCAUCCAGACAGAAAAGCAAUAAGAAACACAGGCCUUAAAUGAUGCAUUAGACCAGAUGGACUUAAUUGAUAUUUAUAGAGCAUUCCAUCCAAAAACAGCAGAGUACACAUUCUUCUCAAGUGCACAUGGAACAUUCUCCAGGAUAGAUCACAUGCUGGGCCACAAAGCAAGCCUCGGUAAAUUUAAGAAAAUUGAAAUCAUAAGUAUCUUUUCUGACAACACUAUGAGAUUAGAAAUCAACUACAAGGAAAAACUUCAAAAAACAAAUACAUUGAGAAAAAAAUGAAAUAUGUAUAUACUUCGUGUGAUUGAUGAAAAACAACGGAAUUAUAAUUCUCAUGAUGAAAAGUUUUUCCAGGAAUUCUGAAAUUACUUCAAAACAACACUCAAGUAUUUUCAUAUCACUAGGAUAAGUAUUGUUAUCCUCAUUCAAAAUGAGAUCACCAAGACCCACUGAGGAUAAAUAAUUUCACCAUAAGGCUCCUUAGCUCCUGAGCCAUCUUGUGAACCCACAUCUGUUUCAGUAGCCUAUGGUCUUUUCCUGGCUUUCUCAUCCAGGCUUCUAUAUCAGAGUCACCUGAGGUUACCUGCUAAAUAUGAAUCUCUGGUGGUCGGGACUCAUGUUUUGAAAAAAAGUGUUAAGAGUUGAUUCUGACGUUCAUCUAAUUCAUCAGUGGUUGAGAGAUUAUUCAGAACAUCCUCUUUUCUUAAAUGGGCUCACCUUUAUCAUUUAUGUGUAAACUGUAAAUACAAUUCAGAGCUGUUAGUAUUUUUUCAUAAAUAUAUUAAAUCAGACGGCUCACAUUUAAAUAUUUAUUAAGCAAACCAUCUUUAGAUUAAUUUACAUGAUAUUUGUGCAUUGGAAAUAAACUAUUCAUGUGUGACAUAA